CCCAGAUAGCCUUACCCACACGAUGGCCGAGUCAGAUACGUUGACGGUAGCUCAGGGAAGGUCAAAGAGGAGUACUGCGGGCAACCGCAUGCGAGAGCUCCUGGAGAAGGCUCACCAGGAAGAUGAGGACGAGCUAUUCAAGGAAGAAGCGGAUGACGAAGAGUUUGCAGCCCCGCAGGAUAUCAGGGAUGUCUACUUGGAGGACUUUGCCGACACGGAUGACGAGGUUGAGCUGGAUUCCGACGCAGAAGAACGAGCACUUCGAAAGGAGGAACGGCGCAAGGCGAAAGGCAAAACUAGGGCUCAUGAUCCGUUCGGUUCGUCCCACUCAAAGAAACUCAAAGUCGACCCUACGCAACCAUCCAGCUCUGGCGGACCAUCUCGGCCAUCCCUAGCCGAACGAUUGAUAGAAUUGGAUCCCACACUAGACCCUUCGACCAUGGCUCCGAGUGCGUUGGUUCUGACGCUGAGGAAGAAACAACGGGAACAAAAACGUCUAGGAAGGUCAGAAGCCAUCCGCUCAACACUCCGGACAUCGACGUUGAAGACUGAGGAGAAGAUUAUAGAAAAAGAAAACGAGGCAAAGACACAGUCUGGUCGAAAGGGCAGAAAAGCCAUGCACGAGGGUGGAGAAGCGCGAGGAGUACGACCCAUGACACAGGCGGAUCUGAUCGCAGCGGCACUAGAAGAGGAAGAGAGGAACCGAGAGGCAUUGCGAGAUUGGGUCAAGAGGGAAGAGGAAAGACGGGAAUUGAGGCGAGUAGGUCGGAAACGAGUCCGGGGUCCAAGGUGGACGUUCAUCAGUCGGACCGUUGGAACUUUGGUGGAAGAGGUGAUUCCGGACACUGCGACUCCAGCGCAGGAGACGAAGAUACAGUCACUCCCGCCUGAGCAGACGCGCCUACAGCCGGAUCCGAGCACAGCAGAGAGUACCCAACUUUCUGAUCCGAAACCAGCUCAGCCAGAGCCGCAAAUCAAUGACACAGCAGGGGAGCGAAUAGAAGAGGUGCCUCCUUCGGAACCUAUACCUAUCGCCACCGAAAAAACAGCACCUGGCGAUCUCAGCGGUGGUCCGACUGUUAGCCAGGGAGAUAAUCAAAGCGCUCAGGCAGCCACUGUAGACGUCGACAAUCUUAGUCAAGCUGAGUUGCCAGGUCCUCGUCUGGCAAACAUAGAUUCAACGACCUCUGCCCCGACUCCCGCUGUCAACUCGUCAUCCUUAGACGGACCGUCAGCCUCGAUUCUUCCGAGCAAGACAACACUUCCGUCGCCCGUAAUCAAGACACCUGCACCGCCCGUAGACUUAGAACUCAGCCAGCAGCGAUUCCCCCAACAGUACGCUCGAAAUUACCUCAUCAUGUCUCAGAUCCCGGGUGGUCUCCCAGAAGAAAUGGGCAUCAUCCUCGGAACACACGUAGAUUGGCAAGAUGUCAAGUAUAUUUCGCAUCGUGGCAGGCCAAUCAACCGUCGACCAACCAUUUCACCUUUCAGUGGAAAGACUGCGAAAUACAAGCAUCCAGAUACUGGCAUACCUUACUGCUCUAUCGAGGAAUACAAGCAGAUUCAAGCGCUCUUGGACCAUCGUUAUGUAUGGAGCGAAGAUCUUGGUAUUUGGUUAGGAGGAGAGGAGGACGUCCCGGCUGAUGGGGCGGCUGAGAUACCUGGCUGGCGGGAAGCUGUCCACGGAGGAUGGUUAGGUGGGAAGGAGAUCACAUCGCAGAAGAUCGAGCCGGAGCCGGAGCCGGAAGUUUUGCUGGAAGAGGAAGACGUCAUGGAUGUUGAUGUUGUGCCGGAAGACGAUCCGACGCCAGUGGAGACGGUCAAGCCGAAAGGCAAGCGGCAGAAGAAGGAUAUAAUGAAAGGCAAGGUAAAGCAUGGCAAAUCGGACAAAUCUGUCAAACAAGGGACAUCGGCCAGCGGGAAGGCUAAGGGCACCAAGGCGAAAGCAAAAGCAAAGACAAAGAUCAAACAGGAGAAUUGGAGUCUGUCAAGUAGCUCCCCUCCGCCUUCUUAUUGCUCGACAUCCUACAAUCAUGUACAUUCAUUGUAGCUUGAUCUUUUUUGUUGUAAACUAGCAGGAUUCUCAACAAGGACAGCAGAGCGAUGUCACCUCACAGUAGUACCUG
Messenger RNA from Kockovaella imperatae, 2126 nucleotides. Its product is annotated as YL1 nuclear protein-domain-containing protein. Gene Ontology annotation, molecular function: ATP-dependent H2AZ histone chaperone activity. Bases 23 to 2050 code for a protein of 675 amino acids. Lineage: Eukaryota; Fungi; Basidiomycota; Tremellomycetes; Tremellales; Cuniculitremaceae. Gene Ontology annotation, cellular component: nucleus. The transcript is spliced from 5 exons. The record is from RefSeq and is a predicted model, not a curated record. Gene Ontology annotation, biological process: regulation of DNA-templated transcription; chromatin remodeling.